AUGGUCACAACCGCCAUGCCCGAGAAUAACUUCGAGGUGAACCUGGAAGUGCCGGAGGAAUUUCCAGAAGCCACGCUCGAGCGUCAUCAUACUCUCUCUGAAGUCCUCCACGAGGUGUCCCAGGUGUCUUCGCAUUCCACGGCACCUGGAGACUUGGAUGAGUUCGUGACGGAAUUCCUCGACAAAUGCGCUGAGCUGAUGUCUCAGAUGCAACCUGCGCACCCAGAAAUUCUCCGCGGGAUCAGAGCAUCGCACGUGUUGCACAGAGCACGCGGUGCGUGGAUGCGUGGAGAGCUGGAGCCGCUCCAAGAGUUCAGCGAGAAGACGACCCAGCUUGACGAGUUUUGGUCACACAGCUGGCAAACGAGUCUUUGGUUAAAGUAUGUCAGCAUCCUCUAUCGUAGCAAUGGCUUGCCAGCAUUUGUACUGGGCACGCUCAGUGCCCUGCUGGCCUUUUCCUUGCAGAUAGCUGGCGUUAUUUCGUGGCGGGGCGCGUGCACGCUGGCUGGGACUGUGGCCUAUUACUUGACUCUUCUAUUCUGGAAGCCCCAAAAGCAAGUGUUCCUGGACGUUGCAUGCGUGGACCAGGUUGACCCAGCAAAAAAAACACAGGGCCUGAUGAGCGUGGGCGCAUUUUUGAAAGCAUCCAAGUCCCUUGUGGUUUUUUGGGAGACGAGCUUUGUCACUAGAUUGUGGUGUGUCUUCGAAAUGGCAGGGUUUAUGCACACGCAGCAACGUGAUGCAAGCAAGCACCUGGAGGUAUGCCCGGUUUUCGUAGGCCCGGCACUCAUAUUUGGUCAUGCGGGUUUCUGCGCGAUGUUCCUCAUUUUCUUCUUCACUGAAAUUGACAUCAUGGAAGUACAAUUGGAGGGCGGGUUAGUCCUCGGCGCUCUAAUGCUUCCGUGCUUGACAACUCUGGCAUACGUAGUUCUGCUGCACUGCCACAGCAUCGAAGUAAUGCAGCAGCAAGUCCGCUGCUUCACCAUCGAGCGUUCCUUUAGCCAAUGCUGUGUAGACAAGCAUCUUGACAGCAAUGGUCAACGAAUUCUUUGUGAUCGGGAUGUCAUCCUGCGAUGCAUCUCCGCCUGGUUUGGGUCUCCGGAGCAAUUUGAGGACAUGGUGCGCACGAAGCUUUUGCGGCAGCUGGUUUACCAGCUUGCCAACCAUACCUUCUCGUACUGGCGAAUUUUGCAGGCGAUGUCCCCUGUAAUGUGGUUCAAGCUAGAUUGGUUCCUUCCAGGCGAGUUUAUGCGUGGCGUGGUCGAGACGAGUGUGUACUGGCUUGCGCUCGGCCCAACAAUGGUGCGGGUGUCUCUCCGGCUGACCUACAGCACGCGCAAACUAAGCGACAGGACAGUCGGACGUGCGCUAAUUUCCAUGUGCCUUGUCGCAAACGCGAUGCUUAUGUUCGGAGCUUUCUUCGUCUUGGAGCAAGUUCUUCCUAUGGCUUUUGGGGAUAGACUGGCGUCAACCUCGGUUCUGCUUGUGGUGAUGAGUGUUGUGACUCUAUUGUUGUGGUGCUGUUUACCGCCAAUUCACGAGUCCAAUUCGCGUGAGGAAGCAGCGGCCUAG
Molecule: messenger RNA, 1572 nt
Organism: Symbiodinium natans
Lineage: Eukaryota; Dinophyceae; Suessiales; Symbiodiniaceae
Source: the annotation of a GenBank genome assembly